Blastocystis hominis is the source of this 1614-nucleotide messenger RNA. RefSeq lists its product as hypothetical. The record is from RefSeq and is a predicted model, not a curated record. Gene Ontology annotation, biological process: regulation of transcription by RNA polymerase II. Bases 1 to 1614 code for a protein of 537 amino acids. The transcript is spliced from 3 exons. Lineage: Eukaryota; Bigyra; Opalinata; Blastocystidae.
AUGUGCAGCGUCUGUUCUCAUGGAAGGGCUCCGAGCAGCACGUACUGUUAUAUCUGUAACAAGCCGGACGGUGCGAUGCACUGCACGGAAGACGGGAUCUUCGUCCACCUCAUUUGCGUAUUCUACACUCCCGAGUUGUCUUUGAAUUUCACGGGUCCGGAAGUGCUGGUCGAGGGAAUCAACCGGAUUUCGCGCGAGCGCGCGCAGCUGGUGUGCUCGAUUUGUGGAGUGAAGGGAGGCGGGUGUGUGCAGUGCAGCAGUCGGCAUUGCUCGAUCGCGUAUCAUCCGUACUGUGCGCAGCAGGCGGGGUAUUUGCUGACAUCGGACGAGAAAGGAGGACAGUUUAUGUAUCUGAGUUACUGCAAGUCGCACACGCAGAAGAAGAACGAUCGGAAGCCGAAGAUGAAUGGAGGGAACACGACGACGUCGAAGAAGAAGCGAAGAGGUCCGAAUCGAAAACGACGAGCGAAAGAGCAGGAGCCAACGGGAUCGAUUCCGAAGGAGAUUUUGGAUAAAUUGAAGCCAGAAAAGGAAUCGGUGAUCUCAUCCGAUGUGUUCUGGUCGUUGAUCCAGUUCUACUAUGUCGUCAAGCCCAAUCUGCAGAACUUCGAAUCGUUCUUUAACUUCUUCUCUGCGGCCAUUCCCUUCCUGCGCCCCACAUCCACUCACUCUUCCUGGCUUUCCUCCCAGCUCAUCGCCUACGCCCAGCAAUUCCUAACCCCUUCAUUCUCCCUUCCAUCCGAAGUCAAACUCAACGCUCUGCGAGGCGACACCUCCUUCAUCAUUCCUUCUCUCGGCACGCAAAGCCACGCACCGCCCAUCUUCGAAGAAGAAGAACAGUUCUUCCGCGUUUCCUCCAGCAGUCACCGCGCCACCAACAGUUCUCUCCAGAAAACAAUGCAGUUCCAGGGAUUCGACAUCAACGACUUCGCCGAUCUGCGCGAAGCGCACGAUUGGUUUGUCGACGAGGAGUUCAUCGCCUGGGCAGCGAAGAACGGCGUGUGCUCCAACACGAUGUUUCGACGGGCGUAUCGCCAGGAUAUUCCGUGGCUGCUCAAAGUGAACACGAUCAACCCCACGUUCUCGAAAGAGCAGGACUAUUCUGGAACGUUCUACGAGAAGAACGAGUUCGUGAUUGUCGCGGAGCGGCGGAACGCGAAGGGGGAGCGAAUCCCCGUGGGCAUGGUGCACUACUAUUUGAUGUGGUACUACCCUUGUGUGGGGAAAGACCGAGACGCUGUGCGCGCUGUGUAUGUCUGCACAUUGCAGAAAGUCACACCGGAAACGCACGCGAAGUAUAUCGAGACGUACGGAGCGUCCGCUGAGCCGCUGACGGGAUCGGUGCUGCUGUCGCUGGCGUUUCUGCAUGGCCAGAAGUGUCAGAUGACGAUGGGAUGCUGCGACUCGACGGACAAUUCGGUGUCGUUCUACACGUCGCAGGAAGCAUUACACGCCGAUGCAGAUCAGUCUGGUCGAUUUCGAUGCGAAGAACAUUCUGUUGCAGCAUAUGAGUUCGUCCUAUCGAGGCACUCUGCUUUGUACUUUAGCGUCCAACUCGGAUUCACAGAGUUCGAAUUCAAAUCAGAUGAAAGGAACGCUUCAUUUGCAGAUUAG